UGUAGCAGCUUUCAAGCGGAAAGUUGUCUCACGCGGGAAAAACAACUUUCAGGCACUCAAAAAUUCGUUGCCUCACGCCUUAAAACAAAAUUUUACUCGCAGCUGAUAUUUUCGCGUAAGAGGCUGCAUAAAGCUUGUCUCGAGCUCAAGAAUCCAGUAACAUUAAAACCCCGAUAUUAUUAGAUCUGUUUUUCUUUUCUUUGCCGCGAAUAGAUUGAAGUAGCUGUAAGGAGAUUGGUUUUGGUUCGUCUCAAUUUAAAAACUCUGCUUUGGUAGGGUUUUGUAAUGUUUUUCGUGCAAACUUUGCCUCCAUUUUUUCUCAUUGGCAUAGUUGACAGCACCACACGGUUUGUGCAGAAUCUUGAGAUGGUUGUGGGCCGGAUCAUAUGCUAAGUAUGGUGCUGCCAAAGUGGCAAUGUGAAAGCAUAGUUUCUAGAGGUUGAGAAACUAUUCAAGAUGUGGAGAGGGCAUUGAUAUUAGUAGCAUUGCCACGGGCUUUUGGUAUGCUGUGCCUGUCAGAAAAGAGCAACUGCUCAGUGACCAUGAUGUAGAGCAGUGCAAGGUUUUGUAAGAGACUGCAGAAUCAAAAGCUGUGCCAUUAAAAGCAAUGGGGAAGAAAGGGGUCAAAAGAGGGAGGCAAACUGCAGCAAAGAAGGAACCAUCACCCUCUCUGAAAAACAAUGAAAAUCCAAGUAAUGACAUACACAAUAAGGACCCCGAAGAUCAAAAUCAGAUGAAAAGGGGUAGAUCAAAGAGGUUGAAAAGGGGAUCAUAUCCUGUUACGGAAAAUGGAAAAAAGGGCGAGAACACUGGUAAUUCUGGUGAAUUGGCGGAUCAAAAACAACUUUUGGAGUUAAACAACCGUGAAGUUGAACGUAGAAUUGUUGCCAUCCAAGCAAUUCGUGAUGCACAAAUUGAACAUGUUCUUACUCAAUUGAGAGUGGCACGCUCAAUGCUUUCAAAGGAACAACUUAGUAUGCAACUUCUACAGUUCCUGAAAGAAUACUGCCCAAACACUAUUGCAAUCAAGAACUCAGAGGGGAUUAUUGAGUUUGAAAAAAAGACUCAAAACUAUGAUGUGGAUGGAAGUCAUAUUGGUGAGAAAGAAUGGCGGAAGUCGGUUGGGUGUCAGGGAUCGGUUUCUGUUGAUGACCAAACUGUGAUGCCGACACCUGUUGGUUUUCACUUCACCAGCUCUGCAGUGAAAGAAAAAUUUCUUCGUAGCAUUGGUAUUCAUGUUUCCAACCUGGCUUUUGAAGAGAAUUCCGAAAUCAAAAUAAUCGAUGGAGAAAAUUCAUUUCAGACUCCUAACAUGGAUUGCAAAACAAGGUCAAGCAUUGGCAUCACACCUAAAACCCGAAGGCUUCCUAAACGAGGUGAAAUGCUACUUUCAGUCCAUGGCUCUCCUCUUGGGGUAUAUUGCGAAGAUAGGAUGGACACAAUUAGUGAAGCUGACAAGGAGCCUUAGCAUCAAUCUUAUGUCACUUGAAAUAUUUUUUUCUAUAUGGAUAUUUAUGAUGGUGCAUAACAAGGGAGCUUGAUAUCUAAGGUUUAACCCAUAUUGAGAUAAAUAUGCUCAGGACAUGUCAAGUUGACACUGUCAUCAUGUUUAUGGACAGAGAAAGAUGACAUUUACAUCCUUUCUGUGUUGUAUAGUAUGGCUUAUCUUUUACAUUCGGCCAGUUCUCAAACAGAGAUGUAUCUAUGUUUCAAGAUGGACAGUUAUGUCAUAUAAUGGAGGUUAACAUGUCAGUUAAUAUUUAUGGGUAUGUUCAAACGGUUGAACUCUUUCUUGCCCUCAAAUCUUUUUUCUUGUAUCUGGUUGGCUGUGGUGCUAAUUCCUCAUUUGCACUCAUUACCUUGAAGAAAACAUAUUUGGAGUGCUGUAACCAGUAGUGAUGUUCGAUGGGAAGCUAUUAUGGGUACAUAUUCAUAUGUUUGGUCUCUUUUCUACACCAUACGGAAAUGAUGAACGAGGACUACCCUGAGCCAAUGAAGAAGUGUUGCUGGUGCAAACGUGGACCCGUGGAUACCUUGAAUAGAAGAAUCAUUUUUGAUAUCGUAUUAGCAGUGAAGUGCCUAUAGUAUCUUUGAUGGUUAUUUUUUUUUAACAUUCUUGCUAAGACUAUUUUAAACCCACUGACAUUUUGCUGUUUUAAGAGGUGAUUAUGCU
Cryptomeria japonica (Japanese cedar) is the source of this 2173-nucleotide messenger RNA. RefSeq lists its product as uncharacterized. The coding region runs from base 608 to 1468 and encodes 286 amino acids. The transcript has 10 exons. The record is from RefSeq and is a predicted model, not a curated record. Lineage: Eukaryota; Viridiplantae; Streptophyta; Pinopsida; Cupressales; Cupressaceae.